GACACAAAACAAUCCGAUUCCCAAGAAAACCAAAACCCCUCGAUUUCCGACAAAAUGCCAAGACAUGAAUUCACGGAAGCUGUCUGCUUUACUCUACUCUCUUUUCCUUGCACUCUCUCAGCCCUUUCUCUUGCCCCACAAUUCCAUUUUCGAUGAUUUUGAUUCAAAUUGCAAUGGAAACCACUUCUCCAUCCUCAACCAUCCUCUCUCUUCUCAAGAAAUUGCCGCUUUUCUUUCCCUCAUCUCCGUUUCCCGGAAGAGGAAGAGAACCCAUUUGCCAGAACAUGAUUCUGAACCAAUGGGUGAAGAGAUGGACUCUGGACUCGGACCUCGACUCAGUGACAACCCGGUUUGUUCAUAGACUCUUGGGUUUGUUUGAGCCGUAACUGAAAUGCCGACUCGGAGAUACGUCAGGGUAUUGGUCUGAAUUCAGCAGGUUCGAUAUUGUCAAAAGAAAAUGAUGAAGAAAGCAUUGCUGCCCAAAUUGUGGUUUAUUCAUUGUCCAGAAUUUUGAGCAUUGUUGCCGCUUUUCGUGGUGAUAAAAGCAAUUCAAGGAUCUUAAAGUGUUCAACUUUAUAUAAAGACAUUGAGCUAGGGGUGUUAUUGAAUCCGAGUCCAGUUAGUGUGAAUGGAGAGGCUAUAGGUGAAGGGAGCACUUGGGGUUGGUAAUGAAGGGUAUCCUUUGGUUCCACGGUUAAUGGUACAUUUUGUUGAUGUCGUACCAGAGUCAAAAGAGGAAAAGAUCAAUAGGGUGCAGAGUCUAAUGAGUGUUCCAGCAUUGAGAAACAAUUGUAGUUUGAAGAGUUGGGGUAUUUUGAGUAUGCCAAUACAAGAAGAAUUGAGACUGCUGCUGCUAUUAUCCAAGUUCAUUUGAUUCUUCAAAAUGGUUACAAUGAUUCUGCAUUGUGUGAAGGGGUGGAAGAAUAUUCAGUGCUGGCUGGUUACAAUAGUAGAAGGAAUUCAAGUCUCAAGUUAGGAGAAGAGGAGGGUAUUUCAGCAGUUUGUUAUAAUUACAGAGCGCAACCUCUAAACAGCAAUAUUGGUUGUCCAUCAUGAUUCAACAGUUGAGAAUAGCUUACACUUCACAGGAUCUGUGAGCUGAUGGAUUCUCUCUGCAAGUGAACACUGGAAAAGAGCAUGGUGAAAAAACUUAUUUUGCUUUUGAACUGCAAAGGGCAAUUAUAUACAUGUAUGGUAAAAUUCUUCAUUAAAAUGUAGUGAAUAGUUAGAUUGAAUACUAGUAUAAUCUUGAAUAAGAAAGUGCAUUUAUAAUU
Messenger RNA from Rubroshorea leprosula, 1274 nucleotides. The record is from the annotation of a GenBank genome assembly. NCBI's taxonomy places the organism in Eukaryota, Viridiplantae, Streptophyta, Magnoliopsida, Malvales, Dipterocarpaceae.